AUGGUAAGUUUUAAAAAAAAAUUUGCAAAAAUGCAUUGUUGGGUCUUUAUGGACUUAGGGGGCUGGAGCUGGGCUGCGGGGCAAGUGGGUUUGCUUUCUGCAUGAGAGAGAAGGUUUGCAUGCUUGCCAGGGUCCCAGGACCACAGAACGGUAGCGUUGGAAGGGGACCCCCAAAGGACAUCUAGCCCAACCCCGCGCAAGGCACCAAGCACAGCUGCAGAACCCCUGGCAGCUGGUCAUCCGACCGCCGUUUAAGAGCCUCCAAGGAAGGAGAGAUGAGACCACCACCUUCUGGGGUCAUGCAGCUGUAGAGCUGGAAGGGACCCCCAAAGGUCAUCCAUUCCAACCCCCCGCAAUGCAGGAAUCUCAGCUCAAGCAGCCAGGACGGAGGGCCAGCCAACCUCUGCUUACAAACUCCCAAGGAAGGAGAGUCCUCCAGCUCCCGAGGAAGACCGUUCCACUGUCAGAAAGUUUCCCCCAAUGUUAAAUGGGAAUCUCCUUCCUUGAAAUUUGAAUCCUGUGUCCAGGCCACAUAGCUGGCCGCCAGCUCCACUUCCUGCCCCUAAAAUAGAAAGGGAGUCAAUAUUUCUGCACUAACCUUACAUGGGGUCUAUGUUUUUGGUACAGUAAUAGUUAUAGUAAUAGUAAUUUAUUAUUUGUACCCCGCCCAUCUGGCCGGGUUUCUAAUCUUUCUGGGUUUUUAAUCUUUGUCACGCAUUAAAAACUUCCCUGAACAGGGCUGCCUUCAGAUGUCUUCUAAAAGUCUGGUAGUUGUUGUUCUCAUUAACAUCGGAUGGGAGGGCGUUCCACAGGGCAGGUGCCACCACCGAGAAGGCCCUCUGCCUGGUUCCCUGUAACUUGGCUUCUCGCAGGGAGGGAACCGGCAGAAGGCCCUUGGAGCUGGAUCUCAGUGUCCGGGCUGAACGAUGGGGCUGGAGACGCUCCUUCAGGGAUACUGGACCGAGGCCGUUUAGGGCUUUAAAGAUCAACACCAACAGAGAGGUGCAAAGUGUAGGAUUUGGGGCGGGGGGCGGGGUGGAGGGCGAACGUUGAGGUGGAUCUGAAAAGUGGGAUGAGAAAUUCACUACCUGCUUCUAAAACUGGACGCAGGAUCCCUGCUGGAUCAGCCCAAAGGCAUAGAACUGUAGAGUUGGAAGGGACCCUGAGGGUCAUCCAGUCCAACCCAGGAAUCUUUCUGCCCAGGAUAGGGCUUGAACCCACGACCCUGAGAUUAAGAGCCUCAUGCUCUGCCAACGGAGCUAUCCUUCACACAAGGCCAUCCAGUCCAACCUCCAGCAGUGCAAGAAUAGGCAGCUGUCCCUUGUGGGGAGCAAAGCUCCAACCUUGGUGUGCCCCUAUUUUCCAGGGACAGUCUCAAAUUUGCGGGAGCCAUUCCGGUUUCUGAUUUGAUCCUAGGAUGUCCCACUUUUCCUCAGGAUUUUGCUCUUUUUGUUGGAGAAAUGUUGAAGUGAAUGAUAAUAGUAGUAAUAAUAAUAAUAAUAAUAAUGUUAUUAUUUAUACCUCCCCCCAUCUGGCUGGGUUUCCACAGCCUCUCUGGAUGGCUUCAGUGCCAUGCUCUAACCAACUAAGCUAUCCGACUUACCAUCUUCUUCUUCUUUUUUUAACAAUAAUUUUUAUUGAGUUUUCCAUAUUUAUCAUAAUCACAUUUUGUUACAUAAAUCUAUAGCCUAAAACAUUGCUCAAACAGAGCAUUGACCUCCUUCCUUCCCUCCCUCUUUCUGACUUCUGAACAUUUUUACUAAAUUCUUAGCAUUUCCAUAACCCCUUUUUUACCUUCCAUCUUCUUUUUACAUUUCACCUCAUUAUAUGUAAAUCAGUUCCUUAUAUUCGCAUUACAAAACUAAGCUAUCCGACUUAUCAUCAUCAUUGAAUAGGGCAUCCCUGUUUUCAUUGGAGAAAUGUUGGAGGGGAUGAUGAUGAAUAGAACUUUGGCGAGAAUAGAACACUGGACUUGACCCAAGGCCUCUUCCUCUGCUUCUCCCCACAGGCGGUGAUGGGGGUGCAGCUCGUGGUCUCCCUGCUGGUGGCCAGCAUCAUGCAAAAGAUGGCCCCUCACUGGUCCUUCGCCCGGUGGAUCCUCUGCAAUGGAAGGUACCAGAAAUCCCCUUUUUCGCAGGGCUGGGGAUGGCAGGGAGGUUCCUCAGGAGUGCAGCAAGAAGUCAAAAUUUACUUAUUAUUUUUUGACCGUGGAUGGAAGUAAAAGGGACUUGGGGGCUCCCACAUUCGGCCUCUGGACUCACCCACCCCCAAAUUUAUCCGUCUGUCCGCAAUUCCACCUGCAGAAAAACACCAUUGAAUUUAUUCCCUGUUUAUUUGGCGUUCGUACCAGAUUUGCCGGCUCGGUUAGGCUGUGGCCGCGUUCGUGCCAGACCUUUAAAAAGCUCUGGUCCCGCUUUAAAACCGCCAGGGCUUCCAAAUAAUUCUGGGAGCUGUAGUUUGUUAGGGUGCUAUUCCCCAUGUGAAGCUACAGUUCCCAACAUCAUUAAGCAAUCCACCCUUCUUCCCAGGGAACUCUGGGAAUUGUAGGCUCACAUCUACACCCUGCCUUUAAAGCGGCAUGAUAUCACUUUGGACAACUGUGGCAGCGGCGCCCCCCCCCCCCGCAACGAAUCCUGGGAGCUGUAGUUUCAAUCAAUCAAUCAAUCAAUCAACCUUUAUUGGCAUACAGAGAGGUGCUGAGAGUUGUUAGGGAACCCCACUUUCCCCUCCAGUUUUAACUAUCAAUCCCUUUUCCCAGGGAGCUCUGGGAACUGUAGUUCUGCAAAGGAGAAUAGGGAGCCUCUUCCCAGUGCCCAGCACCCCAAACAAACUACAGCUCCCUGGAGUCUUUCCCCUCUCAGGACUAGCAUUCCCAGAGCUCCCUGGGAAGGGAGAUGAGCUGCUAAACUGGUCCGGGAAUUGUAGUUCUCAGAGGGGAAAAGUGGGGACCUCCUCACAGCACCCAUUGCCUUUGAACUACAGUUCCCCAGGAAGCCAUGACUGUUUAAAGUGGCAUCAAAAGCGAUUUAAGUUUUUAUUAUAAACAAUAAAAUUAUUAUAAAUAACACAAUUAUUAUUAUUAUUAUUAUUAACCUUGUAUUGGGAAGUUUUUAACAUUUGACAUAUUAUUUUUUAUAUUUUGCUGGAAGUCGCCCAGAGUGGCUGGGGAAACCUAGCCAGAUGGGUGGGGUAUAAAUAUGAUGAUGAGAUGAUGAUGAUUAACGUAGGACACAAAUGUGGCCUAUGUUUUCCUCAGGAGCAGAGCCAAUGAAUUUAAUAGAGCCAUGCCAGCCCUUGCCCAUCUUUUUUUAAAAAUAUUUUUUUUAAUUUUUCUGAUAUCAAAUCCAAAUUUGCAUUGAUUGACUUCCCCCCCACACCCAGUUUCUGUUUUUUUAAUUUUAUUUUCCUUGCUUAUAAUUCUUAUAAUUAUUUUUCACAUCAUAAUUCUACCUUCAGUUCACAAAUGCUACAAAAAUCCUGCUAGUGUUUCCCCAUUUUUACAGUGCUAUUUAAAGCAAUCUACAAAAAUUUCCCAUUCAUGAUUAAAUUCUUCUUCAUCUUGGUGCCUGAUCUUCACGGUGAGUUUUGCCAUUUUGGCCUAGUCUGUCCCCUUAGUCCUCCAUUCUUCUUUCGUUGGUACGUUCUCUUCUUUCCACUUCUGGGCAAGUCACAUUCUGGCAGCUGUGGUCGCAUAUAUAAAUUGUCUUUUUUGUUUCUUUGGCACUUCAUCUCCUAAUAUUCCUAGUAAAAAAGCCUCUGGUUUUUUAACAAAUGUGGUUUUGAACAUUUUUUCAUUUCAUUAUAUAUCAUUUCCCACCCAUCCCAAUGGGACUUCUCUUGAGUUGCGUUUGGCCCAAUGUCUGUCUGGUGAGCCCUUUCCCCCUCUUCUUCCUCCAGCCUUCGCCGGUUCAAACACCCCUCGGAAGAGGAGCUGCUUGCCCUGGCGGGGAAGCCCAGGCCAAAGGGGAAGAGGGAGCGGUGAGUAGAGUUGACCGUCCAGCGGGCUGAGGGAGCUGGUGGCCAGCGGUGGGGAAGGAACUAUGAGUCUCCACCUGCAGCAUGGAGACACCCGGGAAAGGCGUGGGGGCAACUUAGAUCCAUCUUGGCCCCCCUGGCGCCGUCUUUGGACCACACAGCUCCCUCUGGCGCCAACCGACUGACGUUAGUCUGUCUGUCUGACAGGAAGAUCAACGGCGUCACUGAGGAAAAGCCUUCCUCCGUCCCCCGGGAUAUUGACCUUCGCUUGGACAGCAGCCCCAUCACCGCCGUGGACGCUCUGGGUAAAUCCCCUAAGCUCCCUCCCUCGGGCAGAAAUGGGGGGCUGCCUAUCCUCCCCUCCCCAAAUAGCUUUCGGGAGUCUGGUCCCCUCAGGGACACCCCAAGCCUUUCUUCCUGAGAUUGUUGUAGCUUUUGUUUGUCAGAGCCAAGUUUCUAGUCCCUUUGGCUGGCAGAGAGCAUUGUGCCCAAUUUUCCCUGAAGCAAGCAAGUUUCCUGCCACUUGCCAUAGGCUGCCCAGCGGGUCACGGGGAUCGUAGACGGCAUUUGUGUAUUAUUAGUAUUAGGUACUUGUUUAUAUAUCGCUUACAUGCCAAAGGAGUUUCUAAGCAGUUUAAUGAUGAUGAUGAUGAUAAUAUUUAUAUGCCACCUAUCUGACUGCAGACCAGGGUUCAAAUUCCCCCCUUCGCCAGGAAGCUUACAGGUUUAAAAAAUAAUUCAUACCCCACCCAUCUGACUGGGUUGCCCCAGCCACUCUGGGCGGCUCCCAACAAAAAAGAGUGUAAAUGCCCCCCCAUCAGAUGUCAAGGUAAUAAAUAACUAUCUGACUUUUAGAAGACAGCUGAAGACACCCUAUACAGUCAUACCUCGGGUUGAAGUUGCUUCAGAUUGAGCGCUUUCAGGUUGUGCUCCGCGGCCACCGGGAAGUAACAGAAUGCGUCACUUCCGGGUUUUGCCACUCGCACAUGCGCAGAUGGUCAAGAUGACAUCACGGGCAUGCGCGGAAGCGGCGAAUUGUGACCCGUGCAGACGCGAGUUGCGUUCACUUCUGGAUGCAAACGGGGCUCCGGAACGGAUCCCGUUCAUAUCCAGAGGUACCACUGUAUAGGGAGGUUUUUGAUGUUUGAUGUCUUAAUUGUGUUUUAAUUUGUUGGAAGCCACCCAGAGUGGGCGGGGUAUUGCUAUUAUUAUACACUGAAACUCUUCAGUGGUGCAGGAUUUGGCAGCCAGGUUGCACACUGGAGUUAAGACAGUUUGAGCAUAUUGCCCCGAUCCUGGCCCGACUGCACUGACUGCCAGUUAGUUUCCGGGUCCGAUUCAAUACUCAGCUGGAUGGCUCUAGAGAAGCCAGGCUCCACAGUUCCUUGUCAAAUCAACCAUUUAUUUGGAAUAUAGCUCAGUCGGCAAACCGUGAGACUCUGAAUCUCAGAGUAGUGGGUUUGAGCCCCACGUUGUGCAAAAAGAUUCCUGCAUUGCAGGGGUUGGGCUAGAUGACUCUCUGGGUCCCUUCCUACCCAUUCUAGACCAUUCCACAAGGCCUGGAAAUUUGCUUCUUCUUUUUGGAAGAGGCUUUUGGGUGCAGCUGGUCAGAGCAUCUUCCUGUCUCUCUUCUCUCCGCUUAGUGCUGUGCUAUUUCCUGGAAUAUCAGUGGUACGUGGACUUUGCAGCGUACGCCACCGGGAUCUACGUCUUCACCGAAGGCUACUACUGCCUGGUUGACCCCCGGAAGGAAGCCAACAUUGGGAUUCUCUGGUGCUUGCUGGCUGUCAUCUUCUCCGUGUAUCCUUUGGCCUCGGGGACGCCGUUUGCGGCCACCAACCUGGGACGGCUUUAAAAGAGGAUUGGGCCAAUUGAGGAACACCUUGAGAUUCCUGCAUUGCAAGGGGGUUGGACUGGAUGACCGCUGGGUCCCUUCCAGCUCUAAACUAGAAGAGGGCUCUCAAGGGCAGAUGGGGCCCAGAGUGGCUGGGGAUGCCUAGUCAGAUGGGCAGGGUAUAAUCAUCAUCAGAGGAGGAGAGUUUUCUUGUGCUUGGAUCCUGCUUGUGGACUUCCCCUUUGGGCAUCUCCCUGGCCCAUGUGAGAGCAGGAUACUGGACCCCUGGCCUGAUCCAGAAGGCUCCUCUUAGGUUCUCAUGACCACUUCCCAUUUCACAAGUGUCUGCAUCAUGAUUUGUCAGUCUGAGAAAUUGAGCUUCCAUUUAAGAAAUGCGCCAAGUUUCCUGGGCAGAGGCCUGGAGUCCUGUGUCCAGUUCUGGGCACUACAAUUGAAGAAGGAUGUUGGGAAGGUGUGCAGAGGAGGGUGAACGAGAUGGUCAAGGGUCUGGAAACCAAGCCUGAUGAGGAACGGUUGAAGGAGCUGGGGGUGUUUAGCCUGGAAAAGAGGAGGCUGGGAAGAGAUAGGAGAGCCAUCCUCAAAGAUCUCAAGGGGUGCCCCAUGGAAAAUGGAGCCAGCUUGUUUUCUCCUGCUCUGGAGGGCAGGACUCGAACCCAUGGCUUCAAGUUACAAGAAGGGAGAUUCCAACUAAACAUCAGGAAGAACUUUCUGACCGUUAAGAGCAGUUCAACUGAGGGAUGGAAGGCAGUGGACUCUCCCUCCUUGGAAGUUUUUAAGCAGAAGUUUUUAAGCAUCUGUCCUGGAUGCUUUAGUUGAGGUUCCUGCAUUGCAGGGGGUUGGACUAGAUGACCCUCAGGACCCCUUCCCACCUUGCAGUGUUAUGCUUCUUUGCUUGUAUGAUUCUAGACCUCAGGAUUUUUUUUUAAAAAAGUUUUAAAGCAUUUGAAUUUCCAGUUUAUAGAUCUUGUGGUUGCAAAACAAUAUUUCUGCAGGAGGUGCCAGGAAGCUGAGAGGCAGUGGAUUAACCAUGAAUUCCUCCUCUUCCCAGGGAACUCUGGGAAUUGUAGCUUUGGGAGAGGAAUGGGUGGGUUGUGUGUCUCCUAACAACUCUCAGCACCGCCCCAAGCAAACUACAGCUCCCAGAAUUCUUUGGAGGGGAAUGCCAUGGUUGUUAAAGAGGCAUCAGAGAGCUUUCAAUUGUGUAGAGUCAAUUAAGGUGGCCGAAGUGAUACUCAGAGUAGACCCAAUGGGAUUUAGGGACCCAAGUUAGUUGCGGGGAAAGAGGGGCGGAUUGAUAGAGCACCCUGGGAACUGUAGUUCCGUGAAGGGAACAGCGGGAAUGAAAUAAUCCCAAAAGUGAAGCUAUUUCAGGAUUGUGUCCCAACCAAGAAGGAGUGUCAGACUAAACGAAGGGAAGAAUAAGGAACCAAGAAGAAAGAAAUUUCAUCAAGGAACGGGGAAAAUUUGUGGAAUACUGUAUCUGAAUAAAAAAAGUUGUACACAAUUAAGUUCAUUGGCAAGAUUAAGGUAAAAACCAGGGAGUAACUAAUAAAUGGAAUAACGUAGGAAAUGCAGUGUUAAAAAUUAACAUUAUAAGAAACCUCAAAGGGGGUGAAGGGAAAGGCCUCUUUCUCUCUCUGUAUAUAUACCUAUAUGUUUGUUUAUUGGGAAGUUAUUCAAUUUGUGUGUCUGUAAAAAAAAUCUAAAAUUGGGGAAAAAAUGUCUAGAGACAAAUGAAUGAAUGAAUACAGUGAAACCUUUGUCUUUCUCGGGAGAAGUGAUGUUUCCGGCAUGUGAUCCUUAGCGCAACCCUUCCCUUCAGCAAAAUCUUUUUCAUGGUGAUGACACAUUACUUCCGCUCCAAGGAGGGGGGCGAGCGAUCCGUCUGCCUGGCCUUUGCUUUCUUCUUCCUCCUGGUGGCCAUGCUGGUCCUGGUCGUCCGCGAAGACUACCUUGAAUUUGGCCUCGACGCAGGUGAGGGAGCUGGGGGCGAGCUCACAAAGCACUGGUUAUAUAUAAAGAAUUUUACUUAUUUCCUCAAAUGUAUGCACCGCUCAAUGGUUGGAAGAAUGGAAAAAUUCAUUUUUCUAAGAUUUUCUAAAAUUCUAAAAUUACUUUUAGAUACGAAAGGGUUAGAAUACCAAAUCAGGUUAAUAAUAAGAAUAAGAAUAAGAAUAAUUUAUUAUACCCCGCCUAUCUGGCUGGGUUUCCCCAGCCACUCUGGGCGGCUACCAACCAAAUAUUAAAAACACAAUACAGCAUUAAACAUCAAAAACUUCCCUAAACAGGACUGCCUUCAGAUGUCUUUUAAAAAUAAGAUGGUUGCUUAUUGCCUUGACACCUGAAGGGAGGGCGUUCCACAUACCCUUCGCCCCCCACAAUAAAAUAUUUGAGGGGCCCCUUCAAAGUUGAUGGGCAUCACCUUUCAACUAGUGUGUGUGCACUACGUCAUGUGACUGAUUAUGCGCGGCUUACCUGCAGACACCCUCCCCCCCAAUAUUUUAUUCAAAUUGGCACCUCUAGCAUUGUGCCUGCAUUUCCCUAAUUUUCAUCCCCACAUAACUCAAAAAAGUUAAGACCUAGGAGAUUUUUAUUCACACCAGUGACUUGGCCUUUGUGAGAUAAUCCGGGACAGCAAUUUUAAUGAAAAUAUGAGAUUGAUUUUUUUAAAAAAAAAUGUGAUCUGUCGGGGGGGGGGACCUUGAAGAAGAUGACAGUGGUUACCCAGACCUCGUUGCUGGUUGUGUUGGGCUCCCUGUGAAAAUUCAGGUUUGGGGGGGGGGGCAAAAUGUAGGUCCGCCACUGCAUUUUGAUAAGGCCUCGCUCCUGCCAGCAGUCGCGCUGCAACAUUCUCCUGGAUUCUCCCCCAACUCUCUCUUUUUAAAAAAAAAAAAAUAUUUAUUACUUUUCCAACAAUUUAAACACUACAAAGAAAAUAUAUAUAUAUAUAUAUAAACAAUACAAUACAAUACAAAAACAAUACCUAACACUAACACAUUAAACUAACAAAACAAAACAAAAACAGUUUAGAACACAUCAAACAGUUUCAAUAUCUUAUCUUUCAUUCACUUAUUUCAAUGAUCUCCUCACACCUCCCUUUUUGUAUUCCACUUCUGUUAAUUGUUUCAGCAAUUCCUUUCCAUCUUCCUCUGCUUUCUAUCCUUUAAUUAUCUUAACACAUUCUAACCUUAUUUUUCCCUUUAAUACUCUAUUAAUCUAUUUAUACUUAAUUCCUUAUAACAUUUCUACUAAAGCCAUAUAAUUUCAUUCCAACAUUUUCCUAACAUUUAUUAAUUUUACAGUAUUUCUGUAAAUAGUCUUUAAACUUUUUCCAGUCUUCUUCCACCGACUCUUCUCCCUGGUCUCGGAUUCUGCCAGUCAUUUCCGCCAAUUCCAUAUAGUCCAUCAACUUCAUCUGCCAUUCUCCCCCAACUCUCUUGUCCCCACAGGGCUGAAUAGCGUCCAGGACAACUUGGAGGUCUUCCUGAAAGGGCAAGGCUGGGACUGGACGUAAGUGUGUCUCUGAAAUCUUAAACCCUGCCUGGAGUUAUUUCUCUUUGUCCACCUCCUGCCCUCAAGUGGAGAUCUGAUGUCCGAAAUGAGGCCACUCCAGGACUGUUUUGGUCAGCUCACAUCAAAAAGGAUAUUCUAGAGCAUGGGUAGGCAAACUAAGGCCUGGGGGCCGGAUCUGGCCCAAUCGCCUUCUAAAUCCAGCCUGUACACGGUCCGGGAAUCAGCGUCUUUUUACAUGAGUAGAAUGUGUCCUUUUAUUUAAAAUGCAUCUCUGGGUUAUUUGUGGGGCAUUGGAAUUCGUUCGUUAUAUUUUUUUCAAAAUAUAGUCCGGCCCCCCACAAGGUCUGAGGGACGGUGGACCGGCCCCCUGCUGAAAAAGUUUGCUGACCCCUGUUCUAGAGUUAGGAAAGGUUGGCCAAAAUGAGCCAGGUGAUUUCCCUACAAGGAAAAGUUGCUGCGUUUGGGACUUUUUAGUUUGCAAAAAAGGCAGGGAAGAGUGUUCCUAAAACCUGUGCUGAAUUUUCAUUUGACUCAACUGGACAAAUCAAGGAAAGCCAAAAUCCCACUCUUUUCUGCCUUGGUUAGUCCACACCUGGAAUAUUGUGUCCAAUUCUGGGCACCACAAUUUAAGAAGGAUGUUGACAAGUUGGAACAUGUGCAGAGGAGGGAGACCAAGAUGACCAAGGGUCUGGAAACCAGACCAUAUGAGGAGCGCUUGAAGGAGCUGGGGGUGUUUAGCCUGGAAAAGAGGAGAUCGGAGAGCCAUCUUCAAAUAGCCCAAGGGCUGUCACAUGGAAGAGGGAACAAGCUUGUUUUUGCUUGCUCUGGAGGGCAGGACUCGAACCCAUGGCUUCAAGUUACAAGAAAGGAGAUUCCGACUAAACUUUAGGAAGAACCUUCUGUUGUUAAGAGCUGUUGUUAAGGAAGAACUCUCCUUCCUUGGCGGCUUUCAACAGAGGUUGACAUCUGUCCUGGAUGCUUUAGUUGAGAUUCCUGCAUUGCAGGGGGUUGGACUAGAUGACCCUCGGAGGUCCCUACCAACUCCUACAAUUCUAUGGUUUCUCUGGCACCCACUGAACCUCCAUGGAGGGAGCAUUCCACAAAGGGGGAGCCACUGCAGAAAAGGCCCUGUUUUUGUGUCAGGGAUUCUUUAGCUGCGAUGCCUUGCCUUGCAGGGAUGACUCUUGGGGUCCCUUCUGCGUCUCCAGCAGCCUUAGCCCUUCCCGAAAAACGCCUCCCUCUCUCUUCCCCCCAGGGUCCCCGUGACCAAGCUGACCGUCAAGCUCUGCCUGGUGGCCCUCUGCUCGUUCCUCGGCGCCUGCCUGACCUUCCCAGGGCUGCGGCUGGCGCAGACUCACCUGGAUGCCCUCAAGAUGGCUGCAGACCGGCCGGUGGUCCAGUUGCGUAACGGCUUGCCCCUGGCCUUCCCGAAAGAUGGGGGUGGGGGGAUAAGGGGCAGGGAUGCAGAGGGGGCAGCCUGUGGGCGGCCUGACCCUUCUCCUCCUUGACCCCCAACACUGCAGGCUGCUCCUCCACGCCAGCUUCCUCGCACCCGUGGCCAUCGUGCUGAUGUGGGUCAAGCCCAUCUCCCGGGACCUCCUGCUCAACGCCCCCAUGGGGAAAGAGACCGUCCAAAUGUAAGUGCUUCUGCGAUCACCAGGAGGGAGAGGCGGCCCUUCAGAGCUCUCCCUCUGGCCCCAGGAGCUCUCCCUAGGCCACACACACACCCUGCUCAUCUCUCCCUGGCAGCAUCCUUGAGUGUUCCUUUUAAAAACAAAACAAAAAACCCUCAUAUUAAUUUUUCAGUUAGAUAAAAUUUUUUUUUACAAAUUUUAACCUAAACCAUAAGUUACUUUAUCCCUUGACUUCAUAUCUUCCGCUUCCAUGGUUUCCAUAUUUACCCUUGAAUGCUGCAUAUUUUGUCCCUAUACUAGUAAAUACAUUCAAUUUAGUAAUAAUAAUUUAUUAUUUAUACCCCCCCCCAUCUGGUUGGGUUUCCCUAGCCACUCUGGGAGGCUUCCAACCGAAUAUUAAAAACAAUACAGCGUCAGACAUUAAAUACUUCCCUAAACAGGGCUGCCUUCAAUUUACCCUACAUAUCCUAAUAAUUUGCCCUGCUGCUCAUAUUUCAAGUCCUGCUUGCAUUUUCAUCUACUCUAAUAGCUCAAGGCAUUUUCAUCAUUUUGGUCUCUAAUCUUUGCUGUUAAUCUUGCUGAUUCCCCUCCAUCUCCAAAAGCCAUUCUUCCUUUACUGGAAACCUCUCCAUCUUUCCAUCAUUGGGCAGACAGUAUUUUUGCUGCUGUCGUUGUUUUACGUAAAUAAUCUAACCUGCUCUUUGGGAACAUCCUCCUCCUUGAAUGUUAGCUCCUCCUUGAAGCUAGCCUCCGGGCUAGCUAGAAAUGUCUUUGUGGACUCUGAAAGGAUGACGCAUCCUUGCCUGCUGGGACCAGGAACCUUUUGCAUUCCCUUGAGCUCCUUGGCAAGAAAUGGGGGGAGAGUUGAAGGUCCUAAAUGAGCCAAAUAAACUCAAUAAAGUCCUGUUUCAAACAGGAAGCUUGAAGCUUCGAAGUUUCCAUUUAUCAUGGUCGCAGACCAGCGUUUUAAAAAUAGCUAAGAUAAUGAAAUUACUUUGAUUAUGAAUUCUCUGGUUUUAUAUUCUGAUUUUAAAUAUGUGGCUGAUUUGUUAAAAUCAAUAAAGACAAUUUGGCAAAAAAGGAAAAGGGAAAAAAGGGAAACCGUCAUAGAAUUGUAGAGUAGGAAGGGACACCGAGGGUCAUCUAGCCCAACCCGCUUCAAGGUAGGAGUGUAUCACCCAAUCCACGACCCUGAGAUUAAGACUGCUCUACCAGUUGAGGUAUGAAAAGAUGGAGGAAGCCUCUCUCUGGUGGAAUCUAGGCACAUAUAAAAAACGCUGUGAAAAUGCUUUUUUUAAAAAAAACGUUUUGAAAAAAUAUAUUGAAUUUUCCAUAGCUCACCAUCGCCAUCUAGUGUCCUAUUUCCAUAAUGCACUUUACAACACACUUUGCAGUCCUCUGUAUGUGUGUGUCUGUUUCUCUUUCUGCCCGCAGCCUUUCCAACCCUUCCUACAAUUCGAUGCGCCUCUGGACCAUUGUAGCUCUGUGCCUCCUCCGCCUGGCUGUCGUGCGCCACCACCUGCAGGCCUACCUGAACCUCGCGGAGAGAUGGGUGGAGCAGAUGAAGAGGGAGGCUGGGAGGAUUGCCGUCCUGGAGAUCCAGCGGAAGGUGCGGAGGCAGAGCGGGGGGUGGGGGGUGGGGACACACACAUCAGGUGCAGGCAUCAGGUGCAACAACUUUGUGGGACAAGUUGGGACUUCCUGAAGAUUCCCCCCACCCCACCCCUGUAUUAAAAGCGAAGGCAAUCCCUUCCCUGCUGUAUGCUGAUAGCCGAACAGACACAACAUGAAAGAAAAAAGGUAUGCAGAGGGAAGAGGAAACGCGAGUGUCGUCUGGCUGGCAGAUGGGACAUUUUGCUGCAGCGGCCAUAAGUUCCAAACUAAGCAUUGGAGGGGCUUGAUCCUGGGCAAAAUUAAAUGUCCUGUUUAUUUUUAAGUUCCAUUCCGCCAAAUGGCAAUGUUGCUAAGAUGGUGGUUUUGUUCUGUUUUGGAGUUUGUUUGUUUUUUACAUUAUUAUUAUUGAAUUACAGAUCACCAGAAUCUACUGCUACGUCACCGUGGUCAGUUUGCAGUACCUGGCCCCAAUCCUGCUCACCUUGCACUGCACGUUCCUCCUCAAAACACUAGGUAAGUGGGGGCAGAGGGGAGGCCUUCAAGGAGCUGAAUGGGGCUGCCCCAUAGCUCAAUGCCCCCACUUUAGUUUCUACCCAGACACAUGCAUUUAUUAUCAAAUACUAGCACAGGAAUUAGAGACGUGGGUGGCGCUGUGGGUUAAACCACAGAGCCUAGGACUUGCCGAUCGGAAGGUCGGCAGUUCGAAUCCCCACGACGGGGUGAGCUUCCGUUGCUCGGUCCCAGCUCCUACCAGCCUAGCAGUUCGAAAGCACCUCAAAGUGCAAGUAGAUAAAUAGGUACCACUCCGGCGGGAAGGUAAACAGCGUUUCCGUGCGCUGCUCUGGUUCGCCAGAAGCGGCUUAGUCAUGCUGGCCACAUGACCCAGAAGCUGUACGCCGGCUCCCUUGGCCAGUAAAGCGAGAUGAGCACCGCAACCCCAGAGUCAUCACGACUGGACCUAAUGGUCAGGGGUCCCUUUACCUUUACCUAGCACAGGAAUUGGGGGGGGUACAUCCAUGGACCUGCUGGUGUUUGCUGAACUUUUCCUCCCAUCAUCCCUGAUCGUGGGGUGUGCUUGCUGGAUGAAAUAGCCCCAUCCCCCCGCCCGCCCCCAAUCUCUGGCCUGCAGUGUGCCAUGCUGCUGGUUAAGCAGGGGAGGGCAACUUUUGUGGCCCUCCAGACAUUGCUAGGCUCCAACUCCCAGCAGCCAGCAUGCCCAGUGGUCUGGGAUGACGGGCAUCCAGAUCCCAGCAACAUCACGAGGGACCCAGGAGUUCCCCAUCUCUACAGGAGAGUGUCAAAAGCAAGCCGGCAGCCAAUCACACCAUGCAUGUUGGAGUGACAUCGUUAUUCGUAAGACAGGACCUGCACAGACUUGGCUAAGCACCAGGCCUAAGGAGCAGAGCAGCUCAUCCCUGGUAGGUCUUGCCCCCCAUGAAGCAGUUGCUGAGCCUGAAAGUCCCCGUCUCCCUACGGCUGCCUAAGUCCCCUCCUCUCUAGGGUUUCCCCCAAGCAAUCGGAGACUGGGCUGUCAUGCAUUCAACCUCUCCUCCACCCUCUUCAUGCCUCUCCUGGUUCUGGGAAACCAGCAGGGAGGGCAGCUUGAUGCAGCAGGAGGGGGAGACACCCGUGACUCUUCCCCAGCCAGACUCCUCCUCCUCCUGCUUCAGUUUCUUCCUCUGAUUCUGGACUGAUUCUCUGCCACCGACUCUCUCCACCCACUAAGCCCUGUUGCCUCUUUUGCUUCCAACACCUCCUCCUCAGUCUUCUCCCUCUGACCACUCAUCAUUGUCCCACCACCCCACCCCAGGCUUCUCUCUUGGGGGUUCCCCCGUUGGCUCCUCGCGCCAUUCUUCUGCCUCCAGCCAGGCUGUUGACAGAGAGACGGUGGAAUGCCCCAAUCCCAGUGCCCGCUUUUGCCACCCUGUGCUGGGGAGGUCCACCCCUUUGCUGUGUGCUGACCCACUGGCCCACUUGCUCGCCUGCACGCAGUUCCUGCUCGCCUCUGGCGACCGGCAAAGGGCUCGAAUACUAGGCUGGGUUAGGAGUUGCGUGUCCCUUGCCCUGUUUCUCACCUGUGUCUCUCUUUCAAAGGCGACUAUUCCUGGGGGCUGUACCCAGAGCCCGCCCUGACCUCGCCAGCAGUGGAUGUGGUUCGUGCCCCGCAGGCCGCCCCCUCGAAAGACGGGGGGACGGAGGACAUCCAGGCAGCGGUGGAGCAGAUCACGGGGGCCCUGGGGGCUUUCAGCACCGUCUUCACCCCACUUUUCUACCGGGGGCUUCUCUCUUUCUUCACCUGGUGGGUGUCCGCCUGCCAGGUCAUCGCCACCCUCUUCGGCCUGUAUUUCCACCAGCACCUGGCUGCGUCCUAA
Messenger RNA from Podarcis lilfordi (Lilford's wall lizard), 14963 nucleotides. The record is from the annotation of a GenBank genome assembly. Lineage: Eukaryota; Metazoa; Chordata; Lepidosauria; Squamata; Lacertidae.